Columba livia (rock pigeon) is the source of this 3280-nucleotide messenger RNA. RefSeq names its product elaC ribonuclease Z 2 (gene ELAC2). Bases 16 to 2658 code for a protein of 880 amino acids. The transcript has 24 exons. Gene Ontology annotation, cellular component: mitochondrion. The record is from RefSeq and is a predicted model, not a curated record. NCBI's taxonomy places the organism in Eukaryota, Metazoa, Chordata, Aves, Columbiformes, Columbidae. Gene Ontology annotation, molecular function: 3'-tRNA processing endoribonuclease activity. Gene Ontology annotation, biological process: mitochondrial tRNA 3'-end processing.
GUUCGACCGCGUCACAUGGCGAGGGGCUCCGUUGAAGGCGCUGCGCGCCUAUUGGUGGCUGGCAGCUCGGGGGCGGGGUCACGCUCGUGGAUGUGGGCCGUGGCGCGGACGCUGCCGCUCGGGCCGGCGUGGCGGGCGCUGGCGGGUCGGGCCCUGUCGGGCCGCGCCAUGGCCGAGGGCUCCGCUCCGCGGGGUCCGGCCCGGCGGCCCAAGGACAUGCCACGGCAUGUGUGGGCCCGCGAGCGGCGGCGGAGCGCGGGCACGGGCCUGGCGGGGCCCAACACCGUGUACGUGCAGGUGGUGGCCGCCGGGAGCCGCGACGCGGGCGCCGCCGUCUACGUGUUCUCCGAGUUCAACCGGUACCUGUUCAACUGCGGCGAGGGCACCCAGCGAGCCAUGCAGGAGCACAAGCUGAAGAUCUCCCACCUGGACAGCAUCUUCCUCAGCCGGGUGGCCUGGGCCAACGUUGGGGGGCUGCCAGGUAUGAUUCUCACAUUAAAGGCCAUAGGGCUUCAAAGUUGUGUUUUCCUGGGGCCACCAAAGCUGCAAAACUACCUGAAAGCGAUUCGACUCUUUCCUGGGCCUCUAAAAAGGAUGGAUUUAGCUGUGCAGUUGCACACAGAGCCUGAGUAUAAGGAUGAGACGAUGACAGUCCACCAAAUACCUCUUACGGGAAAACCACUAGCUGCUAAAAGUGUGUUGCCUCAGAGUCCUGGAGCAUCAACCCAAGGUGGUAAUAGCCCUAAAGGGGACACAGGGCCUGGAUCCCCAGGAGCUGCCCAGCAAAACUUGGAGAAGGGCAAGGAAAGAGAAAGCCCAAAGAAAACAGGUGAUAAAGAGCAGUGUGCGAGCAGGCAUCCUGAUGUGGUGAUGGCUUUCCUGUGCAAAAUUCACCCAAAGAAGGGAAAAUUCCUAGCAGCUAAAGCGCAGGAGAUGGGCCUGCCAGUGGGAACUCCAGCCAUCCUUCCCAUAAUUACAGCUCUCAAAAAUGGGGAGAGCAUCACUUUUGAAGGCAGAGAGCUCUUUCCCGAAGAUCUGUGCACUCCUACUGAUCCUGGCCCCGUGUUCAUUGUGCUGGAGUGUCCUCACGAGGGUUUUGUGGACGCCGUCUGCGAAAAUGAGACCUUCCGAAGGUACCAGGAGGGACAUCCUGAGAACCAGGUGGCUUUGGUUAUUCACAUGACUCCAGAGUCGGUGCUGCGAGACAGCCGCUACCAGCAAUGGCUGGAAAGAUUUGGACCUGGAACUCAGCACAUGGUUCUCAAUGAGAAUUCCUCUGCAGUGCACAACCCACGCAGCUACAAGAUCCAAACUCAGCUGAACCUCAUCCACCCAGAGAUCUUCCCUCUGCUCACCACCUACCAGAGCAAGGAAGAAGAGGCUGUGUGUAGCGUACCCAUUGUGCGAGGAGAGUGCCUCUUGAAAUACCACUUCAGACCACAGCAGGAGUGGCAGAGAGAUGCUGUGACUGUCUGCGAUCACAACGCGUUUGUGAGUGAAGCCUUGGAUCUCCCCAACUUCCAGACUCGCGUGAAGGAGUGCAAAGAGAGCCUGUCUGCUGCGCCAGGAAAUGUGAGUGCUUAUCCUGAAAUUGUGUUCUUGGGAACAGGAUCUGCAAUUCCAAUGAAAAUCCGAAAUGUCAGUUCCACGCUGGUAAAUACCAGCUCUACUCAGUCCCUGCUCUUGGACUGUGGAGAAGGAACGUUUGGACAGCUCUGUCGCCACUAUGGAGAGCAAGUUGACCAAGUGCUGUGUAACAUAGCAGCUGUGUUUGUGUCUCACAUGCACACCGACCAUCAUUCGGGGUUGUUGAACAUCCUGAUGGAGAGGCGGAGAGCUUUUGCAGCCCUUGGCCAGGCUUUCAGCCCUCUGUUUCUGGUAGCACCUGAACAGAUCAUGCCCUGGCUACACGAAUACCACAACCACUGUGAAGAGAUUCUUGGAGACAUCAAUUCUCUCUUCCCUCACAGAAUGAUUCCUUCCCAGUCUCUAGUGAAGGGCUGUGAGAACAUCAGACCUAAAGCCAAAGGGUUUGUCAGUUCUCUGUUAGAGAGCUAUGACCUGGCUGAGUUUCAGACUUGUGAAGUCCAGCACUGUAAAAAUGCUUUUGCAUGUUCAGUGCUACACAAAUCUGGCUGGAAGGUAGUCUAUUCUGGUGACACGAUGCCCUGCAUGGCUUUAGUAGAAAUGGGUAAAAAUGCAUCGCUGCUGAUCCAUGAAGCAACGUUGGAAGAUGGCAUGGAAGAAGAAGCUAUAGAGAAGACGCACAGCACAACCUCCCAGGCAAUUCAGACCGGGAUGAAGAUGAAUGCUCAGUUCAUCAUGCUCAAUCACUUCAGUCAGAGAUACGCCAAGAUCCCGCUGUUCAGCGAAGACUUCAGUGAGAAGGUCGGAAUUGCAUUCGAUCACAUGAGGGUGCGUUUUGGUGACUUUCCAACCAUCCCGAAGCUGAUCCCACCUCUGAAGGCUUUGUUUGCGGAUGACAUAGUAGAAAUGGAAGAGCGGAAGGAAAAACGUGAGAUGCGGCUUCUGAAGGAGACCGCUAUAGUCCUGGACAAACUGGCUGCUGCCGAGAACAAGGAAGCGCCGUGCCAGAAACGGAAACAAACCAAGAACCAGCAGGAGCUAUCCAACAAGAAGCUGAAAACAGUGAACUGAAAGCACUGGGGCUGGGAAUGCUCUGGUCUCUGCAGGCCAGGGGAACACGCGGUGCCGCGGGCACGGUGGAAGAGGGCUGGCCUGAGCGCUGGGCUUGGCUUGCUGGUCGGCUGAUGUCCGCGGGCUGAAGCUGCCAAGCGCGAGUCCUUGUGGCAGCGCCGCCUGCUCGCACAGUCCUUGUCCUUUGGUCUUACCGGUCCAUCUGUCGUUUUUCUUUUAGCCAAAAGUUCUUCUCUCUGAGCUGUUUUAAUUUUCGGUUUUAUGCUACAAGCUACUGAUAAUGUACCAGCAACAGCUGUGACAUUUGCAAGAGAUGAGUUACAAGAAGCCCCUGAGGAGCUGUGGCUUUACGAGAAUAAAGUGGGCAGGUCUCUGUGUUAAGGGGAACGUCACUAGGUAUCAGUGGAUACCUAGGGGACACCUUCUGAUUUCAGGUAUCAUAGGAGGAAACAUCACAAUAAAACGGGACCCAAUUAAAUUUUAGGUUUAAUUAGGGAUGCGAAUGCUGCUGUGUUCCCAUUUUAUUUAGGUUUUCUCAGCUUUUUUUUUUUUUUUUCUUAAGUUGAGUUUUCCAAAACCUUUGUUUAGAAUACAAAAUACAAAUAAACUACUCAAGAUUGUA